AUGUACCGGUACCUCUGCCAGCUUUCCAACCAUCUCAACAGCAUCGGUCCUACCCUGCCACUGAAUCACCCGUCAUCUCACAUCUCACUGACUGACGGCGCGUCACACGCGCCGAUCCGGCCAACUCAUUGUGUUCAUCACGUAGUUACAGCGGAUACCGGAAAGCAGCAAAUAUCAUUUCCGCGUCUCCCUUUCUCCCACCGCUCAUUGGCCAAUCCCUGCAUCGCAAACCGCGCAUCCACACCUUUGCCCACGAUGCUUCGCACAACCUUUGCCAAGACGGCCGCUCUCCGUCCCAUCCGCGCCGCUGCCUUUUCCACCACUGCCCGCGCCAUGGCCGAGGGUGACACCGGUGCCCCCCCUCGUACUGGCGGCCAAGGUUCGAUACCAAUCAGUCUGGGCCUCGCCUAUACUGACAAACGCAGUGACGCCUUCCAGCGCCGCGAGCGCGCCUCCGAGGACUACGCCAUCCGCCAGCGCGAGAAGGAGAAGCUUCUCGAGCUCAAGCAGAGACUUGCCGAGCAGCAGGAGCACCUCCAGCGCCUGUCCGAGCACAUCGACGAGAUUACCAAAGACCAGGGUGGCGAGAAGAACUAA
Cordyceps militaris CM01 is the source of this 597-nucleotide messenger RNA. RefSeq lists its product as uncharacterized. The record is from RefSeq and is a predicted model, not a curated record. NCBI's taxonomy places the organism in Eukaryota, Fungi, Ascomycota, Sordariomycetes, Hypocreales, Cordycipitaceae. Gene Ontology annotation, molecular function: ATPase inhibitor activity. The coding region runs from base 1 to 597 and encodes 198 amino acids. Gene Ontology annotation, biological process: negative regulation of ATP-dependent activity. Gene Ontology annotation, cellular component: mitochondrion. The transcript has 5 exons.